Siniperca chuatsi (mandarin fish) is the source of this 4042-nucleotide messenger RNA. RefSeq names its product ectonucleotide pyrophosphatase/phosphodiesterase 4 (gene enpp4). Lineage: Eukaryota; Metazoa; Chordata; Actinopteri; Centrarchiformes; Sinipercidae. The transcript has 8 exons. The record is from RefSeq and is a predicted model, not a curated record. Bases 97 to 1545 code for a protein of 482 amino acids.
GCCUUUCCGGAACUUUGUGAAACAAUCUUAGCUAGCUCGACAACGUCUCAAUACUUGUGUAUUUUGAGGAAGUCCAUUGAUGAUAAAAUAGAUAUAAUGGAAAAGUUAUUCAACAGUUCUGUCUGGAGGACAAGUGACUGUCAGGCCUGCAACAGGAUGUUGCUGAAAAUACUGCUGGGCUUUCUGUGUGGCGUCAGAGCUUUGGCCACAGAAAAUGACACGGCUCAGCAGGGUCCACCGCCGCUGCUGCUGGUGUCAUUCGACGGUUUCCGAGCGGACUACCUGCAGAGGUUCCCCAUGCCGAACCUGAAGCUCCUGUACAGCCAAGGGGUCCUGGUAGAGCAGCUUACCAACGUCUUCGUCACCAAGACGUUUCCCAACCACUACAGCCUGGUGACAGGGCUGUACGCUGAGUCACACGGUAUCCUGGCCAGUAAUAUGUACGACCCUGUCAGCCACAAGUACUUCCACACAAACAACGACACCGACCCGAUGUGGUGGAGCGAGGCGCAGCCCCUCUGGAUCACGGCGCUGGACUCCGGCUACAAGACGGGAGCCAUGAUGUGGCCCGGCUCAGACGUCACCAUCAGCAACCGCACAGCGACACACUUCAUGCCCUACAACUCUGACGUCACGUUCCAGCAACGACUAGUGAACGUGACAAACUGGAUGGUGGGAGACGGAAAGGAGCAAGGGGUGAAGUUCGCAGCUCUGUACUGGGAGGAGCCGGAUCGGUCAGGUCACAUAUUUGGCCCUGACAACGCAACUGCCAUGGGCAAAGCGCUGAAGGAGGUUGACGAGAACAUUGGCCUGCUGAUUUCGGAGCUGAAGCAAACCGGCCUCUGGGGUCACAUCAACAUCCUGAUAACCAGUGACCAUGGCAUGGCUCAGUGCUCGACCGAGCGCCUCAUACAGUUGGACAACUGCCUCCACCCCGACAACUACACACUGGUGGACCUCUCGCCUGUCGCAGCCCUCAUCCCAAAGAAAGAACCAGAGGCCGUCUUCACUCUGCUGAAUAAGUGCCACGCUCAUAUGACAGCUUAUUUGAAAGAGGCCAUCCCUGAUAGGCUGCACUACAGGAAUAACAAAUGGAUCCAGCCAAUCAUACUGAUCGCUGACGAGGGCUGGACUAUAGUGCAGCGAGGGGACAAGCUGCCAAGAUUGGGCGAUCACGGCUAUGACAACUCCCUAUCCAGCAUGCACCCCUUCCUGGCAGCAGCGGGGCCCAGCUUCCGUCGAGGUUAUCGAAUCAGCCAUUUACAGAGCGUGGACAUCUACCCGCUCAUGUGCCGCCUGCUGUCGGUGCCCCCGCAGCCCAACAACGGCACCCUGACCCAGGCUCGAUGCCUGCUGGCUGCUGAGACCUGCUGGGAUGUCCCUCUGAUGAUUGGCCUGGUGGUGGGCGUCCUACUGGUACUCACUACAGUCACUGUUCUAUUCAGGAUGCUGAGCCAAUGCCGUCCGUCAGGCCCCCGGCCCUUCCAGAGGCUGCAGGUUGACGACGAUGACGACGACGACGACGACGACCCCCUGUUGGAGUAAACCAGUCAGACCACACACUAAUCUGUGUCACCUAUUCGUGCUCCAAUAGGUACUUGACAUGUUGCACUUUAAUCACUGAGGCCGCUGCCCUAGCUUUCACUCUGACAUGUGUGUGCUGUAUGUGUGUGUUGAUGUGCGCGUACAGACAUGUAGUAGAAAGACCAGUUGUAAAAGUAUUUUUUGGGCUUUUGCCUUUAUUUGAUAGUGCAGCCGAAGAUAGACAGACAGGAAAGGGGGGAGAGAGAGAGAGAGGGGAUGGAUUCAACCAGGGCCACUGCGCUCAGGACUCAGCCUUAACACAUGGGGUGCGCACUCCACCAGGUGAGCUACACCCCAGACCUGUUUUAAAAGCCUUCAGGCCUACAGACAGCUGCUUAGGAAUUGUACACUGGUGUAAAAACAGCUGUAGGAAAUAGUGAAUACUAUAGUUGUCACUGACACUCCAUAAUGUUACUGUUGUUAAAAAUCCUGUUACGAUAGACUUGAAAAUGUGACGAGAAGCCAGUGGUGUUCUGUUGUGGAAUUUUGGGAAAUAUUGAAAAAUCUUGGGUGGGAGGAUGAUAACAAUGAGAUGAGUAAUUAUAAAACGUUUGUUUAAGUUACUGAUUUAAGAGAUUUGUUUUAUGUUUUUCUGUGGCAAUUGUGUUUAUGGAAAACUUUAUUUUCUGUGUAUGUAAUUUUUUUGCAUUUGUAGUGUUACUUUUUGUCAGCAGAGGGAGCCAGUAGCUCAUUUAAGAUUUAUAUAUUGUCUCACUGAGAUCCUGUGUUUCAUGAAGAGGAAAGCUUGAAUGAAUUUUAGUUGGAAUUUUUUUGAUUGUCUUUAUUUUGCAGAUUUCUGUGUCUACUGUUACUGUUUGGGUUUAUUUGUUACACUGAUACCUGAGUCGGAAGUCAUCUCAAUGACGCUUAAAUUCUCCUUUUAUCCAUACUUGCAUGUUUACAAACUGAAAUCUGAAUUGAUACAUUUUUACUAUUGAAUUAUAGUGUAAUAGGUAAUAAUAAAUAUAAAUGCUACAGUAAAGUGAAAUGGUGUUUUUAAAAAGGGUGUUUUCUAUGCAACUUGUAAGUUGUACAGUAAGUGUAGGUGUGUCAGGUGUAUCGAUUCUGUACUUAUACUUAGUAUGUAUAUGAAUUAUACCAAAGACUAUUAUUAAGAUGCACAACAGAUGCUGCAAAGAGAUAUUCACCAUCUGAUAAAAGAGAAUUAUUUUACAGAGAGAUUUCUAUCAGAAAAUGAAAACAAUAUAAUGGUUAUUAUUAGCAUAUGGAUCACCUGGAUUUUAAAAAUAGUACAAGAUCAAAUUCAGUUGAAAAAUCAUUUAGGAGUAAGUUUCCAAAUUUUUCUGAUGCUUACUGAUGCCUCUUUUCUUACUACCAACAAAUCCCAUUAAAAGACCAAAGCCAGCAAUUAAUUGAUCCUACUAACAAGUAUUGUCUGAGUAUCUAAAGUCUUAUAUGUCUUGUUCCUCUGUGUCAUAGAGCGACACUAUUGCACUGGCUUUUUCAUAAUAAUGAACAUGGGCACUGUAGUUUAUUCAAUCACGAUACACUGUCCUGCUGCUGUAAAUACUCAAUAGAGUACAAAAUGUGUAGUCAUCCGCAGCUGAAAGUAGUCUCCAACAAAUGCACUAUUUUGUUCUGUUUGAGUAACAUUUGCUAAAAACUACAGUGCCCAGCUGUUACAGGAAAUUAUUGAGUGUUUUUUGAAAAAUUAAACUAUAUAUUUCUGACCAGUUUUUAAGAUUUAUGUCGACAGUAGAAACUAAUGGGUUUGGACUGCCACCAACAGGGCUGGGAUGACGAAAAGUAUCGAGAGACAGAGUAACAGGUUUUGGUCUUUUCAUGGGAUUUCUUGACAAUAACAGAACUAUAGAAUAUUGCCAGUCUCAUCCCUUAAUGAAGUGCUGCUUGCAUGCUUCUCCAACCAUGUAUCUAGUGAUAUGUAUAUAUUGUUCAUGCAUCUGUGUGUGUGUGUAAGUAUGCCUCUUGCUGCUGAAACAAGUGAAGUUCUGUUCUUUCUUCUGCAUAUAGCAUUUUUUAAAACAUCAAUUUGUAAAAUAACAUUUGAUGCUAUGAUAUUAUCACCAUUAACAACUGAGACCAUGGUCAACAUGACUAACUCACUAUAGUAGUAUUGUGCUAGCUGGUACUUAAAUAAAUAAAUAAAAAUUGUACCCUCCCCCUAUAUUAUAUUGUGAAACAGUAUAAUUUUCUGCCAUAAAGCAAUCCCAGUGUAAAAUUCAGGCCAGUAGUAUGGUGGGAAAUGCAGUAUAGAAGCUCCCAGUCUUGGUCUCAUUUUUAAUGUUAUCGUAUUUAUAUGUUUGUGAUGUUUCAAUGCUGCAUCUUUGCACUCUUUGUUUGAAGUUACUGUUUUUAGUUUUCUAGUUUUGAGAAGUGUAAAAAAUCCUUUUGGCACUAUGCAAAUCCUGCCUGGCCUGUAGAGAGAUUCCUGUGCUUUAAUGACAUUUUCAAAAUAAAUAAUUGAUUAAAAAUCUGA